GUCACCAUUAAGAGACUCGUGUGUUUGUUUUCCUGGAGCUACUUCGGCGAUAUUUCCCAUGUCCCCCUGAUUUCGUGGCAUUUAGCGAACGGUGGUAAUUAAGAAAAUGUCAAUGACUAAGGAAUUUACGCACUUCCCACGAAAGAUGUGGGAGAAGGUGCUGUUGAAGGUAAAGAAAGCUGUUGUUUUUAUGGACGACAAGUGCGCAGAGGCUCUCCACUGGAGCGGAGGGGCUGCCGCCUUGUUGGAGGCUGGAGCCAGAAAUCUAAAGCAGUUUUCAAGCUUCGAAGCAUGCGGGGUGAAUGAGCCCAAAGCUGUGUUUGUGGUGAGCACCUUGUUAAAGGGGAGAACAGUCGACAUCAUUAAAGAUAUCAUAACCCUCAGUCACUUCCAGUACUGCGUUGUGUUCACCACCGUUGCCCACUCCGUCCACUUGCUCGCCAACAAUGUCACGACAGAAAUGGAAAGUAACCCUGUGUUUGAGCAGUUUGAAGAAAAGCUCUGCGAGUGGAUGGGAAACAUGAACUACACGGCCGAGGUCAUGCAUGUUCCAGUGGUCUUCGCGCCUGUGUCGCAGCAGCUGAUUCUCACACCCACCUUUGCUCACUUGUUCCCCCUGCUCUUACCAGACCUGGAGGCAAUAAAUGCAAAACGACCAGAGAAGAAGAGAUUUGGAAGCCUGAAUGAUAUAGACAUACACUCUCUCCCCUCUGAUCUGCAGAUUGCAGUUAAAUCCUUGGCUUCUGCAUUAAAUUCAAUGUUUGAAACUACAGGUACAAGGGAGGAGAGCUUUGCUGUGGGUCCAAUGAGCCGCAUCAUUGCAGGGGAACUGGCUAAUCAUCCUCAGGCAAAAAACCGAAGGAAGACGGCCCCGAAUAAAGCAUCAAUCAUCUUUGUUGACAGAACGAUGGACCUAACAGGUGCCGUUGGCCACCAUGGCGACAACCUGGUGGAGAAGAUCCUGACUGUGCUAAAACUCUUACCUGGUCAUGUGACGGACGUGCAGGUGGACAUGCUGGAGCUCACAAGUCUGCAGAGAACCCCUCACUCCGAGAACACAGUGGCACCUGGCUGUCUCGCACAGAUCCAGCCGCCUGCAGCAAAGUCACUGUGGGAGGCCAUGCUGACCAGUAAGCAUAAAGAGGGGGUGAUGGAGGUCCGGCGACAACUGGUGGAAGCGGCCAGCAAGGAGAAGCUGCCAAUCAAGAUGAGCAUGGGCCGGGUGACCCCCGAGCAGCUGUGCUCCUACGUGCAGCUGUUCCGAAGUAGUUGGGGGGCGCUAGAGAGUCACUGCGGGGUGCUCCAGCUGGGCCUGGCCACGGCUCAGGCGCUCCGACACCCCAGCCUGCCUCGCUGGGACGCCUGCUUGGCCUUCGAGAGGCUGCUGCUCCAGGCUCUCGGAGAUUCUGAUUUCCCUGCUGUGCUGAGGCAGCUGCUGCCCUUGAUGAAGCCCCGGGAAGGCGAGGCCGGUUCGCCCUCAGGGUCGAGGCUCGGGGAGGACGAGUGCGGGCCCGAUGAGCUGAUCCUCCUGCUGGUCUAUCUGUACUCCCUGGCUGAUGAGGCACAGCCCGCAGACCAGGGCACGGAGGAGGCGGAGGAGGAGCUGGAGAAGCUGGAGAGGGAGCUCAUAGGCCGGCUGACCCUGGUCAUCAACCGAGAGAGAGAACUCAGCCCUUUGCUCCAGAAACUUACAGGCUGUGCCAGCGUUGAGGAGCUGACCACGGAGCGCACCCAUUCUGCAGUGGAGAAGAUGUUCGAGACCCUCCGAGGCUUAAGCCACGCCAGGGACCACCUGAAGCAGCUGCACUCCGUCUACACGCCCAGCGAUGGAGUUCACCAGGCCACCUAUCGUCCAUUCCUGCGGCAGAUCCUGGAGGAGGUCUUCAACCCCGACAGGCCCGAAUGUCCCGACAUCGAGCACACGUCCGGAGGCCUCACGGAUCUGCUGAAGACCGGCUUCAGCAUGUUCAUGAAGGUGAGCCGUCCACAUCCCAGCGACAACCCUCUGCUCUUCCUUUUUCUGGUCGGUGGAGUCACGCCCUCAGAGCUUCGCCUCAUCAAAGAGAUGGUUACAACACACAAACCAGGGACCCAGGUGCUGGUGCUCUCCACCCGGUUACUAAGGCCGACGGAUAUCCCCGAGCUGCUCUUCUCCACCCAAAGGCUGGCGCCCGAUAUCGGUGUCUGAGCCGCCGUCACGUGGACGCGCCAGCCAUGAACAGGUGGACGGACUCGUGCGCCGCAGACAUCUGGUUGCUCAGGUGCGAGGAGGAGGAGGAGGAGGAGGAGGUGCGAGGAGCCACAUGUGUGUUCACAGCCGCAAGGUGAAAUCAAGCUAACGACACCGAAGAAACAAAGCGACAUUCCUGCCCCGCUCACGUCAGCUGCAAAGUCUGACAGCAAACUCAUGUCUCUACGUCUGAACAAUACGUCCCUGGUACUGUUUGAAUAAAGUUCCUUUUCAGA
Messenger RNA from Mugil cephalus (flathead mullet), 2466 nucleotides. RefSeq names its product sec1 family domain containing 2 (gene scfd2). Lineage: Eukaryota; Metazoa; Chordata; Actinopteri; Mugiliformes; Mugilidae. The record is from RefSeq and is a predicted model, not a curated record. The coding region runs from base 107 to 2188 and encodes 693 amino acids. Gene Ontology annotation, biological process: intracellular protein transport; vesicle-mediated transport. The transcript is spliced from 9 exons.